AUGCAUAGGAAAUGGGUGUACAUUUACCAACCCUUAACUAAUGAAUAACAUGUGGUUAAUUGAGCUCUAAAUACUAGUUCUGGCAGCUUUUUGCCUUUUGGAAAGCUGCUCUUGCGAAGCCGGUUGUUAUUAACCUCUCUUAUUUCCAAGGAUCAAGACAUCCAAGAACUUGAUACCAUUUUUAUAAUGUCGGCGGUUAACAUAGCACAGACCUAUGCAACUAAUUCAGCUUUACCCAGUGGGAUAAGAACUUGUUUAAGUUUUCCUGAAGCCCUCAUGGUAUUAGAAUUGAUAUUUGGAGGUCUGGUGUGGAUUUUGGUUGCUGCUACAAAAGUCUCACUGCCUUUGCUGCAAGGAUGGGUGAUGUUUGUCUCAGUUACCCUCUUUGCAUUUACAUUAAUACUCCUGAUACUGUACAUUCUUGGAAUCCACAAAGGCAGAUGUACUUGGAUACUUAUGGAUGCCAUUUAUCACUGCGUUGCUGUUCUCUUCUACCUAAGUGCUGCUGUGUUACAAGCUAAUGCAACAAUACGAACAUGGAAUUUUGGGAGGAUAUACCAGUUAAAUAUUGCAGCAACAGUGUUCGCUUUUUUUGCAACCUUGUUAUACUUAAUCCAUGCCCUUUUCUCUGUGUUGAGAUGGAAGCGAAGUGGAUGAACCCCAAUAUUUUGUGAAGAACAAGUGAUCAAAGAAAUGUACAUUUAUGUUAAGCAAAUUUAGUUUUUUAAAAUGAUUCCAAGUGAUAUUUUGGUAAAGCAGUACUGAUAUUGUUAUUUUUAUUGUAAAGUAAAUCUACCGUAAGUGUUGAUAUUAAAAGGGGCACAUUUACUAA
Molecule: messenger RNA, 832 nt
Organism: Xenopus laevis (African clawed frog)
Lineage: Eukaryota; Metazoa; Chordata; Amphibia; Anura; Pipidae
Product: myelin and lymphocyte protein-like
Exons: 4
Coding region: 187-657 (156 amino acids)
Source: RefSeq, a predicted model, not a curated record